AUGGAGGACUUCUUCGAGCAGCCACGGCUGGGCCGAGGCCUGGGAGACGCGCUGAAGUAUCUGCGCGCGCAGAAGGUGGAAGACGUGGAGGAAGAAGCCUACGGACGGCGGAAUGACACGGUGAUCAGAUCAUCGAAUGAGGAAAGCGGAUUUACGCUGGAACACCGCGAUAAGAACGGGCGUCUGCUCACCACGAAGGAGGCAUUCCGACAAUUCUCGUAUCAGUUCCACGGGAAAAUGCCUGGACGGCGGAACAAGGAUCGUAAGAAUAAAAAUUUCGCGAGAGGCAUGGCGAGCAAAGGUGUGCAUUGCGUUGUUUGUUUGGAAACGGGAAUUUGGAGGUUUUGA
Blastocystis hominis is the source of this 348-nucleotide messenger RNA. RefSeq lists its product as hypothetical. Bases 1 to 348 code for a protein of 115 amino acids. The record is from RefSeq and is a predicted model, not a curated record. Gene Ontology annotation, cellular component: U4/U6 x U5 tri-snRNP complex. NCBI's taxonomy places the organism in Eukaryota, Bigyra, Opalinata, Blastocystidae. The transcript has 2 exons. Gene Ontology annotation, biological process: mRNA cis splicing, via spliceosome; maturation of 5S rRNA.